This is a messenger RNA of Zootoca vivipara (common lizard), 2995 nucleotides long. RefSeq names its product ELKS/RAB6-interacting/CAST family member 2 (gene ERC2). The record is from RefSeq and is a predicted model, not a curated record. Gene Ontology annotation, biological process: neuromuscular synaptic transmission; maintenance of presynaptic active zone structure; regulation of synaptic plasticity. NCBI's taxonomy places the organism in Eukaryota, Metazoa, Chordata, Lepidosauria, Squamata, Lacertidae. Gene Ontology annotation, cellular component: cytoskeleton of presynaptic active zone. Gene Ontology annotation, molecular function: structural constituent of presynaptic active zone.
GUCAUUUUAAGGAAUUCGUUGCCUUUUGGAAGAAUGCUGUGAAGCAGCUUGCCAACAAUAGCAACUGGAAAUAGAGGUUGAAUAACCCACUUAAGUGUGAUUAAUUUCUUAUUAAGUAGUACCUCACAUUAAAAUAAAAAUGUAUGGAAGUGCAAGAACAAUCAGUAACUUGGAAGGCAGUCCUGCCAGAUCCCCUCGCUUGCCAAGAUCUCCUCGGCUGGGCCAUAGGCGAACAAGUAGUGGAGGAGGUGGAGGGACAGGUAAGACGUUAUCAAUGGAGAAUAUCCAGUCACUUAAUGCCGCCUAUGCAACAUCCGGACCAAUGUACCUGAGUGACCAUGAAGGUGUGGCAUCCACUACUUACCCCAAGGGCACAAUGACUCUUGGAAGGGCUACAAAUCGAGCUGUGUACGGUGGUCGAGUGACAGCUAUGGGGAGCAGUCCUAAUAUUGCUUCCGCUGGCCUUUCCCACUCAGACCUCCUUUCUUACACCGAUCAGCAUGGGGGGCUGACCACUUCUGCACAUCACCACCACCACCAGAUCCCUUCUAUGUUGAGACAGGUAAGGGACAGCACCAUGCUAGAUCUACAAGCUCAGCUUAAGGAGUUACAGAGAGAGAAUGACUUGCUGAGGAAAGAACUGGACAUCAAAGAUAGCAAGCUUGGCUCUUCCAUGAAUAGCAUCAAGACCUUCUGGAGCCCCGAGCUCAAAAAGGAAAGAGUGCUGCGGAAAGAAGAAGCGGCCAGAAUGUCUGUUCUGAAAGAGCAGAUGAGGGUUUCUCAUGAGGAGAACCAGCACCUUCAGCUAACUAUUCAGGCACUCCAAGAUGAACUUCGGACCCAGAGAGACCUUAACCAUCUCCUUCAACAAGAAAGUGGAAACCGUGGUGCUGAGCAUUUCACCAUUGAGCUUACGGAGGAGAACUUUCGGAGGCUCCAAGCUGAACACGACAGGCAGGCCAAAGAGCUGUUUCUCUUGAGGAAAACCUUGGAAGAAAUGGAGCUGAGAAUUGAAACCCAGAAACAGACCCUGAAUGCCAGAGAUGAAUCCAUCAAAAAGCUUUUGGAAAUGUUGCAGAGCAAAGGGUUGCCGUCCAAAGGGAUGGACGAUGACAACGAACGGACACGAAGGAUGGCUGAGGCUGAAUCUCAGGUUAAUCAUUUAGAGGUGAUUUUAGACCAGAAAGAGAAGGAGAACAUCCAUCUUAGAGAGGAACUGCACAGAAGGACCCAGCUUCAGCCUGAGCCAGCAAAGACGAAAGCUCUUCAGACCGUCAUAGAAAUGAAGGACACAAAAAUAGCUUCACUAGAACGUAAUAUCAGAGACCUUGAAGAUGAAAUACAGAUGUUGAAGACUAAUGGAAUUCUGAACACAGAAGAUCGAGAAGAAGAAAUCAAACAAAUAGAAGUUUACAAGAGUCACUCAAAGUUCAUGAAAAACAAGAUUGACCAGUUGAAGCAGGAACUUUCAAAGAAAGAAUCAGAACUUCUUGCCUUACAAACUAAGCUUGAAACCCUUAGCAAUCAGAAUUCAGAUUGCAAGCAACACAUUGAAGUGCUUAAAGAGUCACUUACUGCCAAAGAACAGAGAGCUGCCAUACUUCAGACCGAGGUUGAUGCCUUGAGAUUACGUUUAGAAGAAAAAGAAAGUUUUCUUAAUAAAAAAACCAAACAACUGCAAGACCUCACAGAAGAAAAGGGAACCCUGGCUGGAGAAAUUCGAGAUAUGAAAGACAUGUUAGAAGUCAAAGAAAGAAAAAUCAAUGUUCUUCAAAAAAAGAUUGAAAAUCUUCAGGAACAACUUAGGGAUAAAGACAAACAGCUAACCAAUCUGAAAGACAGAGUGAAGUCGUUGCAGACCGAUUCCAGUAACACAGACACGGCUCUAGCAACGUUGGAAGAAGCUCUAUCAGAGAAGGAGAGAAUUAUAGAGCGAUUAAAGGAGCAGAGGGAAAGAGAUGACCGUGAAAGGAUUGAAGAAAUUGAAUCCUUUAAAAAAGAAAACAAAGACCUGAAGGAAAAAGUUAAUGCUUUGCAAGCAGAGCUAACAGAAAAAGAGUCUAGCUUAAUUGACCUCAAAGAACAUGCAUCGUCAUUGGCUUCGGCUGGACUGAAAAGAGACUCCAAGUUAAAGUCUUUAGAAAUAGCCAUAGAGCAAAAGAAGGAGGAGUGUAGUAAGCUAGAAGCACAACUGAAAAAGGCUCAUGAAGCUGAGGAGGAGGCACGAAUGAACCCUGAAUUUGCUGACAGGAUGAAACAGCUUGACAAAGAGGCAGCCUACUAUAGAGACGAAUGCGGCAAAGCUCAAGCUGAGGUUGACAGACUUCUAGAAAUCCUCAAGGAAGUAGAGAAUGAGAAAAAUGACAAAGAUAAGAAAAUUGCUGAAUUAGAAAGCUUGACUUCCAGACAUAUGAAGGACCAAAACAAGAAGGUGGCAAACCUGAAGCACAAUCAACAAAUGGAAAAGAAGAAGAAUGCCCAGUUGCUGGAAGAAGUUCGUAGACGUGAAGAUAAUAUAACAGACAACUCUCAGCAUUUGCAGUUAGAAGAACUAAGAAAUGCCCUGGAUAAGACCAGACAAGAACUGGAUGCUACCAAAGCACGGCUUGCCUCAACACAACAGUCUCUGGGUGAGAAAGAAGCACAUCUAGCCAAUUUAAGAAUAGAACGGAGAAAACAGUUAGAAGAGAUACUGGAAAUGAAACAGGAAGCACUCCUUGCUGCCAUCAGCGAAAAAGAUGCAAAUAUUGCCUUGCUUGAACUGUCUGCUUCAAAGAAAAAGAAAACUCAAGAAGAAGUGAUGGCUUUGAAAAGAGAAAAAGACAGAUUAGUCCAUCAGUUAAAACAACAGACGCAGAACAGGAUGAAGCUGAUGGCAGACAACUAUGACGAUGACCAUCACCACUACCACCACCACCACCACCACCAUCAUCACAGAUCUCCUGGGAGAACACAGCACUCCAACCACAGACCCUCUCCAGAACAGCAUUUCUGA